AUGCCGAUUCUAGUAUUUUCAGCCGAUCUCUACGACGUGAUCCAUAUUGCGCUGGAGAACGAAUUCGUUGCCGAACAGAAACGUCGUGACGCUGUUCAUGAUGGCGGCCACAGAUACACACCUGAUAGCGUGCAUAUCGUGGCGAACAUGAUGCAAUUCAAUGACCACAGCGUCAUCGAAGGUUUUCGUGGGGAAACCAUUCACCCACUGACGAAAACGGCGCAUUCGCUGCUAGAAUCCUCCUUUUGGAAGGAGCACCAAUUUGAGAAACGACGUAAUGUACUCUUACUUCGUGACUCAAAAUGUGACAGUCGCAUGGCUGAAGGAUUGGACGUCGACGAGACCAUACGUGUGGGAUUCCUCAAUAUCCACGUGGAAGAAACUCUGGACGACUAUCUCCAACUCUUUGACGUCGUAUUUACGAACGACUCGAGUCUCAUUCCAGUUGAGCACUUGCUGAAGCAGAUCAUCAACGGAUCGUGUAGACAGUAG
Molecule: messenger RNA, 492 nt
Organism: Phytophthora nicotianae INRA-310
Lineage: Eukaryota; Oomycota; Peronosporomycetes; Peronosporales; Peronosporaceae
Exons: 1
Coding region: 1-492 (163 amino acids)
Cellular component (GO): cytoplasm
Molecular function (GO): magnesium ion binding; 5'-nucleotidase activity
Source: RefSeq, a predicted model, not a curated record